Fraxinus pennsylvanica is the source of this 1647-nucleotide messenger RNA. Lineage: Eukaryota; Viridiplantae; Streptophyta; Magnoliopsida; Lamiales; Oleaceae. The record is from the annotation of a GenBank genome assembly.
AUGGCGUCGGUUUGCAGUAGACUAUUGCGCAGCAGUUCUUAUCUUUUGAGACCAAACUCUUGUCAUUCUGGGUAUCUGGAAGGGUUUGGAGGAAACAUUUUACGAAGAUGGAGCACAACUGUUACAACAGAGCAAAGAGUACUAAAACUGGAAGAAGAGGAAGGAAAUCAGAUUUCGGAGGACAAAAUUGCAAACAUUCAGCAUGAAUAUGAUGCAGCAAAACGACGGUUUCUUAAAAUUCCUGAUGCAUUAAAAGAAAUGCCUAGAUUGGAUCCUAAAGGCAUUUAUGUAAAUAAGAACUUGAGGUUGGAUGAUAUACAAGUAUAUGGGUUUGACUAUGACUACACGCUGGCUCAUUACUCUUCCAAUCUACAAAGCUUAAUAUAUGAUCUCGCCAAAGAGUAUUUGGUUAAUGAGCUUAGAUAUCCAGAUAGCUGCUUGAAGUUUAAAUACGAUCACAAAUUUCCAAUAAGAGGGUUGUAUUAUGACAAGUCGAAAGGGUGUCUUAUGAAGCUGGAUUUCUUUGGGUCAAUUGAACCUGAUGGGUGCUACUUUGGAAGGCGCAAGCUUAGCCGAUCAGAAAUAAAUAAUAUGUAUGGCACACGUCAUAUUGGUCGUGAUCAAGCACGUGGACUUGUUGGUUUGAUGGACUUCUUUUGCUUCAGUGAGGCUUGCCUUAUUGCUGAUAUUGUUCAACAUUUUGUUGAGGCUGAGCUGGAAUUUGAUGCUAGUUAUGUCUACCAAGACGUGAAUCGAGCAAUUCAACAUGUUCAUCGAAGUGGCUUAGCUCAUAGAGGAAUUCUUGCUGAUCCACAUAAAUACCUUGUAAAGAAUGGUCAGCUAUUACGCUUUUUAAGGAUGCUAAGAGAGAAAGGGAAGAAACUUUUCAUGUUGACCAACUCUCCCUAUUAUUUUGUGGAUGGAGGGAUGCGCUUUAUGUUGGAGGAUUCUUUGGGAUACCUAGACUCCUGGAGGGAACUUUUUGAUGUCGUUAUUGCUAAAGCCAACAAACCAGAGUUUUACACAUCUGAGCAUCCAUUUCGCUGUUAUGAUGUGGAGAAGGACACCUUGGCUUUUUCGAAGGUGGAUGCUUUUCUUCCGAACAAAAUUUACUACCAUGGAUGCCUGAAGACUUUUUUGCAAAUAACUAAGUGGAAUGGUCCAGAGGUGAUAUACUUUGGGGAUCACCUAUUUAGUGACUUGAGAGGGCCUUCGAAAGCAGGGUGGCGUACUGCUGCCAUUAUCCACGAAUUGGAAAAUGAGAUACGGAUCCAGAACGAGGAUAGUUAUCGUUUUGAACAGGCGAAGUUUCAUAUAGUACAAGAACUUCUUGGCAAACUGCAUUCCACUGUUUCUAAUAGUGAGAGUGAAGCAUACAAGUCUCUUCUUGUGGAGCUCAACGAAGAGAGGCAGAAGGCACGUUGCACUAUGAAAACCAUGUUUAAUGGGUCAUUUGGAGCUACAUUUCUUACCGACACUGGUCAAGAAUCUGCAUUUAGUUACCACAUCCAUCAAUUUGCCGAUGUUUAUACCAGCAAGCCAGAGAACUUCUUGUUCUAUCCACCAGAAGCAUGGCUUCAUGUACCUUAUGAUAUAAAAAUCAUGCCACACCAUGUGAAGGUUUCGUCAAAUUUGUUCAAGAUUUGA